CGUCAUCCAGAAAGCCACGGAAUACGUCAGGACAGAAAGGAAAGAAAUGGCGGAAAUGACCAGCCAACUGGACAAGGGUGUGGACGACAUAGUUCAACUGACCAUCGGACAGUCCAUCACAGCCAUUUGUAGUGGACAAAUAUCCCCAACUGACCACAAGAUGGCCGAAAUGAUGGGCAAAUUGGAUAAGGACGUGGACGAUAUUGUAUUUAAAACCAUUAACCAGUCAAUCACGACCAUUCGUAGUGGUCAAACAUCGUCAACUGACCACAAGAUGGCAGAAAUGACAGGCCAAUUGGAUAAGGAUGUGGACGAUAUUGUAGGUAGAACCAUUUGGAGGUCGAUCACAGCCAUCCGUAGUGGUCAAACAUCCCCGACUGACCAAAAGAUGGCGGAAAUGAGUGGUCAACUGGAUAAGGAUGUGGAUGAUAUUGUGCAGGUGACCAUUGGGCGAUCCAUCGCGGCCAUUCGUGAAGGGGAGAUGUCCCCAACUGACCACAAGCUGGUAUGCAGUGAGAUACUGGAAAAGACAAGAGAGUCUGGAACCGGAAAGACGCAGGAUUACAAAAGGCGAAAACCUACCCAGCUGACAGAGGUAUAUCAGACGAUCACAAAACCGGGGUUCCGACGAUCGUCACUCGGAAUAAAGCGGCAGACAAAGUGAAGAAAACAUUUUUCGAACGUCAUCUGGACAGACUUCUCGGGAGGGAAAAGAAAAAUGAAAAGAAGAUGAAAACAGCAGAACUUCGUAACAGCACCCCCAGUGGAGGAAGUAGAAAAUGUCCAUCAAAGGCCCAUAACAAAAGGGAUUGGAUCCUUAAAAACAUCCUGUGCUGUUUUGUCCGCCAGACGGCGACAGUGGAGCCCAUUGAUGACUAAAUAGAUGAUGUGUGUGACGACAAGGAAGUUAACUUAGGAACUAACAUAUAUUAACCUGUCUGUAUUCGCAAAACGUCAAAUAGGACUGCUACAUCCGGGAAAACAGUGUACCAAGCGAACAGCAAAACGUCACAAAGUUCAUAUCAGAGAAGCUACGAGAAAACAUUGCUUUAAGAAAGAGACCAUAUUCUAUUGAGAUAGAAUAAGGAUAGCGUAUAUUUCAUAAAAAAA
Pecten maximus is the source of this 1110-nucleotide messenger RNA. RefSeq lists its product as uncharacterized. The coding region runs from base 47 to 664 and encodes 205 amino acids. The record is from RefSeq and is a predicted model, not a curated record. NCBI's taxonomy places the organism in Eukaryota, Metazoa, Mollusca, Bivalvia, Pectinida, Pectinidae. The transcript has 4 exons.